Lymnaea stagnalis (great pond snail) is the source of this 5286-nucleotide messenger RNA. Lineage: Eukaryota; Metazoa; Mollusca; Gastropoda; Lymnaeidae. The record is from the annotation of a GenBank genome assembly.
CUAGCCUACACUUUAAACAUCCGGGUUGACUCGCACAAACAGAAGACAUGCUCAAACAUCGGUUGUGUUUAAAACAAUCUCACAUCUUCUUGGUUCGAAUCUAAUUUCUCGUGCCAUCUCAAGGAUUCGUAGCUUUAACUUAAACCUUUAUUUUCUACACGCAUGAAGGUACGUCUGUUUUCUAUAAAAUGUGACAAUUGCAAGUAGUGACAUUUAGAUUUUUUUCAACAAACGGCCCCGGAACAGGUGCUGGUUCGCAAAAAUGUCCACCUGGUCUGAGAAUAAGUUUUUUUUAAUUUCUUUUAUCACUCGAAGCGCCCUAUUCAUUUAGCGUAUUGGAUCGUGAUAACAAAGAGCAGAAUUAUUGAUAUGGCAACUAAUUUAAAAGGACAUGGCUAGUGGAUAUUAAGGAGUAGAGACGGUUCGAAGUUUAACUUAAAAAAUCAAUAGACUUGAGAAGCCGAGUUAUUUCAAGUCGUGAGGUGUAAUAAAUAAGAUAAAGACUUUGGAUACAAAUUUCGCAACACGAAGUAUGUCCUUGACCUUGUCCUUGCAAAAGAGUGACGACUAUAAAGAGGAAGUUACUUUAAAGUAGGCCUGCACAACAUACGGCCCGCCAGCACCCAAUUUGCGGCCCGCGAAGUAACGAAAUAUUCUUUAUUCUUAUUUUUUUCUUAAUAGCUUUCCCCCGUCCUAUUUUCUUUUGGCCCGCACAGGUUUUUCUUAAAUUAUUACGGCCGCCUUACAUUUUGAGUUGUGCAGGCCUGCUUUAAAGUAUUGUCGAAAUGAGAAAGAAUCAAAACAUCAGUUUUAAUUUAGCGAAACUUCACUCCCUCACCUUUGUUGAAUGAUAAAUGGCUGACAUUGCUGUAAGACACCCUUGUUUCGCCUUCUCCGAAAACUUGAUAUUUCUCUUCAAAGGUAAACUUGAGCAAAUAUUUGAACACUGAGAGAUGAGACACAUUGUCUGAUAAUUUCAACCAAAAAAAAAAACGUGUUUCUUAUGCUAGACAUAUAUAAGCUGACAAUAAUAUGAAUUUUUUAAAGUGUAUUAGUGAGGUUUCUCUGAUGAAAUGCGCUUGAGACUUUCAUUAUGGCACUGAGAAUCGACGCAAAAAUUAACGUCAUAUACUCAGCUGUUACAUUAAGGUAACCCUUAUCACUACAUAGUGAUUGGAGAAGACGUUUGAAACCAAACAGGGAAGCGGAGAGGAUGUAAAUUGAGCCCUUCGUCUCUCUGAGUUAGUUAGCUCUGCAACCAGGAUACUUAAACAUUCAAACAAGGCUAUAGUUAUAGAUACUCUAUUCAGUUUGAUUUAAAUUAUCCCCUUUCAAUAGUUUCAGUCGUUCGCUUACUGGCUGCUUCUGUAAUAACUGCUGGGUUGCUAGCUAGCUAUUUCAAGUAACAGUGUAAAAAUUUAUAAAAGCACACAAACGAUUUGUUAAAGGCUUUACAUUUAUAGACAUCGCUUGGUUUGGAAUUCAGUAUCUUGUCCUUUUAAGUUUAAGUAUAUUAGGUCAUACUUACUUUUUUAUGUAUUGAGGUGACGGUCAUUUUCUUUUCAUUGAGGUUUUCUGUUGAUAGUAAUAAACUCGAAUCUUUCAAAAGCUGCUUUCUUAUGAAAUGUGUUUUAUGAUUUUUGUUGGUUGUUUUUGUUUUUUUCUUGCAACCAUUUUUAAAUGGGUUAUUUAUGUGAAACGCAUCCCAGCAUUUAAUAACCAAUCCAGACACAGAUAAUAACAUAAAUAGAAUGUUGAGAUAAGGUUUAAGUAGAUUAGAUCAGUUUCCCUCGAACUGAUUCUGGAACAAAAUAUUUGUGGGCAAUAAGCAUAACAAGUUUGCGAAGUGCUGAUUUAACAUAUACACGUAAUAUGUCUCCCGACCUUAAGUCAGUUUGUUGUACAUCAUGAUGCAUGAUUUUUAUCUGCUUGUCUCCAAGUCUUUCUCUCUUUAAAACAGCAACUUUAUUCCAUGUUUUGUAUUUUAUUUUUCUAUUUCAUCAUCUAGCUGCGACAUUAUUUAAAGGAGACAGAAAAUGAAAAACGAAAUUUGCACUUUGAUAUUGGCAAUGAUAAUGUGCUAUACGCAUGCCCAUUCCCAUAGCCUAAAGCUAAAUCUUACAGUGAAUUAUCAUGAGGAUGAAGAUUAUGAUCUAUACCAUUUAUCAGUCUUGUUCUAUAAAAACUCGUAUUUGACCAGGUAUGUAAGUUCUUUUAUUAUCAAAAGUAAUUUGGAUCCAUUAAAUAUCUCUAUUAUGUAAUCAUUUAAAAAGAAUCUGUAAUUUGGUAUAAUAUUACUUAAUUUUUUUUUUAAAUUACACCAUUAUGUAGUAUUCAAACUCAACUCUUUCUCUAAAUUAAAAAAAAAUAAAAUAAAGCACUGCAGUGUUUAUAAUGGACCCAUCAUUUUUAGAUUGACUCUGAACCCUUAAUCGGAACAUUUAGGAAGCCAAAAGUUCAAAGUCGGUUUUAUAUAGGCCUAUUACUUGAUCCUUUUCUCAGUUUGUUAACUUAAAACAAUGUUUUAAAACUGAAUUAAGCAUGAUCAAUGGUUGUUUUCUUUACAUAUGAAAAUAAUAGUACUUUUAGUAUGCAGUAACAGCGAACGAUAUUUUGUUUUUCAAUAUCAGAUUCAAGGAUUGUCUCUGUAAUAAAUCAUCAAGAAAAUGUAACCUGGACUUGUCGUCGAUGACACAUGAACGGUUUACAGUAGCUACAGUCGAAGGAAUAGAAGAGGAGAUGACAUUUUCUUGGUUACAAGACUGGUAUUUGAAUCAUUAUUUUUGUGAAUUUCAAAAGUUUUAUCCGCAAAAUGUUUUUUGCAGCAGACUAAAAAGUGAAUUUAAAACAGUAUUGUUACCAAAUCACUUUUAUACUGGUACAAGUAAUUGUGACUUGACCUGUGUUCAAAUAAGUUGGAAGAAUGCGCUAAAUGUAGAGCUAUCGAAUAAUGAUAUGUUUGUGGUGAACGGAGGCGAUUUAGCACCAGUGUGUCUUUCAACAACAUCAACUACUGUCAAAGCAACAAGAGCUACAGCAAAUGUCAAAUCUACAUCACAAAAAACAACAAUAAAGGUGAGCGCAUCUCCAGUGCAACAAAGUUCACAUAAAGAUAAUACUACAAACAUUUCAGAAAUCACAACAUCUGUUACCAAAAAGUUAGAUAGUCACAUUGAAGACAGUAACAAUACUUCUAUCGUUGUUGGGGUAGUUAUGGCGGUUGUGGUUAUCCUUGCCAUUGUUACCGGGGCAGUAGUUGUCUUUUAUCGUAGAAGACAACACACCAAGUCCAAUAACGACGCAAACGAUCACUCAAGGUCAGGCACAGAAACUAUCUCCAUUGCUCUGAAAUCUGUUAGAAACAAAAUUCAGUCACGCUUAAAAUUCAGCAAAGGCGACAGAAAAAACAUGAAUGGACAAAGAGACGAGGUAGAAUUAUCUCAUCAAAUGCAAGGCUAUAGCACUAUUGAUUAUACAAACCCUCAGAACUUACCAGAAGACAAUAUCGGAAUGGGUGAUCAAUCAAAUUUGAAUGAAACGAACAUGCAAAAUUAUGUUAAUUACCUUUCGGAUCCCUUCAACGGCAUCUAUAAUAAUUCACUAACAGAUUCCGAAUUCGCUUGCUCGGUCCUCGAAUAUUCCACGAUUGACCUUACACCACAAAACAACGGUCAAUUAAAAGGUGUAGACAAUAAUAAUACUUAUUCCAACUGUGGCAAGCCACCAACGUCACUCAAAGACCAAGAUCCCACAAAAAUCAUGCAAGACUCUUCAUCUCCUAACUACGAACUCGCCACUAGCAUAAAUCGUUCGGUAUCAGACAACAUUCGGGGGAAAACGGAAACGUUAGCAUCAAAUCCUCCGGUCGGUGAAUAUUCCAGGCUUGGUGAGAAAAGUCGAGAUAUUAAAAAUCCUUACAACACUCUUCCAGACACGGAUGAUAGUCGGACACUCGCAUUAGCUCAUCGGAGGAGCCGCCUUGAAAUCGAAGAGCCAAUCGCAAGUAAGUCCUCGGAUAAUGCUCUAACCAAGAUAUUCAGUUGUCACAAUGACUACAGUGAGGCUGUCUAUGAUGGCAAGAGCAGAGCUGAAUUCGGGCCGUCGGAAUACGAACUUGCAACAGAGUAAUGCCUAUCGACGUUAUCUGUCAGUGUAUGUUUCUAAUUGGUGACAAAUUGCGUGAAAUGCAACAAAAAUUAUGUCAGUAAUGUAUUCAGAAUCAACACAAUGCCGGCCACAGAAAAAUAGGAGUAAACAAUACUGAUCGAUCCAUUAUAUUUAGAUAUGUAACGAAACAGGGGCGUAGCUAGUGAUUUGGGGGCCCCCUCAACGAGGGGCCCGGGGGGACCUUCGAAUUUGGACCCCCUCCACCUCCCCUAGCUACGCCACUGUAACGAAAGUUGGGGAUGCCAAUGAUACGUCUCUUCGUGCUAGCGCUUGCCAUGAUGUGACACAGCCUUUGAAAGUUCGUUAUCGGUAGAGUAAGGGCAGAUGAACCGAGCUUAGUGCAAAGUGUAAACCACCUGCCGGAGGUCUUUCCACCCCAAGCCCCCUCCCCAAAAGCAGCCUGACGGUAGCUAGCCCCUCCCCUCCCCCCAUAACUGCGCAUUUCAAAUAACUGUGUGAUUCUCUCCCUCGGCCGGUUCUGUGCCACAGAAUGGGUGAAGAUUUUUUUUUGACAGCCAUGAAAUAUGCCCGAGAAUCAAGUUUGCAAUAUAUUCAAGGGAUAUCACAAAACAAAGUUGACGUGUUAUAUUUUUUUAAUAAGUUUCCUCCCUUAGUUAAAAUUUAAAAGCAUCACAAUUUCUAGUAAUUAUUACGCCCACUUGGUCAACUGAUCCUUAAAAUGACAUUUAGUGAUUACUGUCAAUGCAUGUAUUUCUUAUGAACGCAAGUGAUAUGACAGAGAUUCUUGCAAUCGUAUUGCACGUGUGGUUGAAUUUCAAUAGCAGUGGGUUUUAACAGGUCACAAGAACUGUUGGUUUGAACAAGUCAGUAAGAAGACAGACCUACAAAAUGGUCAGGGGUGUUUUAUACUGCAAUGAUGUUUCAUGUAUAUAAUAUUUUGUUUCAUGUAUAUAAUAUUUUAUGUCCAUUUCUUUACUUUAAAAAUCUUUCAACGAUAAUUACAAACUCCAAUGUAAAUUGUCGUCUAAUUUAAAUAGAAACCAUCUAUUGGAAACUAAGGAAUAGCCAUCGUGAGCAUGUAACGUUAUAGUAAAUAUAAUGUUAAAUAACUGUUUCCUAGUAAACUCUUUUCAAAUAUGUUUUAUGUACUUGCUUGGC